Molecule: messenger RNA, 1066 nt
Organism: Notodromas monacha
Lineage: Eukaryota; Metazoa; Arthropoda; Ostracoda; Podocopida; Cyprididae
Source: the annotation of a GenBank genome assembly
UUUUUCCUUUGAUUUCACNUGCUGAUUUCAUGGCGUCGAAAUUCACUUGUUUCUUUCUUUUCUAACAUUUCCUCAUGAUGGAGUACUGUUGACAAUUUGAAACGUGGAAGGUUUUCCGUCAGUUUGAAACUUGAAGUUGAAGGGAAAUAUGACGAAAACGUUGGUGUCACGGACGAAUUCUAUUUUCUCGAUUUACUUGCUGCUGGCGAUUGUUUUGCAAUGCGUUUCAUCCACAAUAAUAAGCGACGUGAAGCCCAAUGACGGCUUGGUCCGGAAACCGAGACUUAUUGCCGGAGGGUAUCCGUCAGGGAUUCAACAGGAAAUUAUUCCCUCCGGGUUCUUCGUCAACAGAAGUACACUUCAAUACAUGGCCAGAUUUUCUCCGGAUGUCUCGAAUUUCUCAUUCUGCAGCGGAGCACUCGUUACCCUUUCGCUCGUUUUGACAGCAGCUCAUUGUGUGGACCAAAAUGUGUCGAGUCCGUAUGCGCCAUUCACGAUCAUCCUCGGGGACCUGGAUACGGAUAAAGUUGAGGCGAACGAGCAAAGAUUUCCAGGAUUACUCAUGAAUGGAAGUGCGAUUCUGCAUCCGAAAUGGGACAGCAAAAACAGCAGCAUUUCUACAUUUUCCUACGAGAAAAUUCAACAAAACGACAUCGCUGUUUACAAACUACCCAGGGAAGCUAAGAUUAAUGUUGGAUACGUUCAAAUAAUAGGAUUCUACUUGGGCACCCCACUGGCAGAGAAUUCGGCGGUCAAAAUCGCGGGUUGGGGAGAAAGUGAAGAAAAUGCCUUCACUAUACAGCGUGAAAGGACCCUUCAAGAAGUUGAGAUUCCUCUUCAAAAGUGUGGUACAUUGCCCGUCAGGAAUUCCGAAGCUGUCAUUUGUUACGGUACCAACGAAUCUUUCCCUUGCAAGUCGGAUGCUGGAGGACCCGUUAUUACGUAUGUCGACAAGACACAAUAUCUAGUUGGCGUGCACAAUGCUGGAAACUGCAACAGUACCGGAGUCAAUGGGAUUUUCGGAUUCGGCGCAAAUUUGCAAUAUUCUGAAAAUCAACUGAAGUAA